AUGAAUUGGUACGAGCUUUCAUUAGUUUCAAAACUGUUUGCGAUUCUUCAAUAUUUCUCAUUCAUUUGUGGACAUUCCGUUCCUUAUAAGGAGUUGUUUGUAGAUCAGCAUGUAGAUCAUUUCAACUUUGUGUCAUUCGGGCAGCACACCUUUAAAGAAAGAUAUUUAGUUCAAGAUCAGUGGUGGAAACCAGGAGUUGGUCCAAUCUUCUUCUACACAGGAAAUGAGGGCCCAAUAGACACCUUCUGGGACAACACUGGUUUUGUGUUCGAUAUCGCUCCCGAAUUUAAUGCCCUUGUGGUGUUUGCUGAACACCGUUUCUAUGGGAAAUCAUUACCCUUUGGGAACCAGAGUUUUUCUCAUCCAUAUAUUGGGUUGCUGAGCAUUGAACAGGCCCUCGGGGAUUAUGCAGUUUUGUUGACCACCCUGACACAGGAACUGAAUGCUACUUCCUGUCCAGUUAUCACCUUUGGUGGAAGCUAUGGGGGGAUGUUAAGUGCCUAUAUAAGAUUCAAGUAUCCAAAUCUGGUAGCAGGAAGCAUUGCAGCAAGUGCCCCCAUUUAUCUCCUGGCCGCGGACUCGAAGAGGGAUUUUUUCUGGGAGGAUGUAACUAAGGAUUUUAAUGCAGUUUCUCCAAAAUGUGUUGACAUAAUAAAAAAAGCAUUUGUACAAAUGGAUGUGACUUCCACCAAACCUGGAGGUCUGAAACAGUUGUCCACUACAUUUGGCCUUUGUAAGCCGAUGACCUCUAACACCGACUACCGUCACUUUCUGGGAUGGAUAAGAAAUGCCUUUACCUACCUAGCCAUGAUGGAUUAUCCAUAUCCGACAUCCUUCAUGGGUAAUCUUCCAGGAUACCCUGUAAAGGUAGCUUGUGGUAUGAUCCUGAACACUACAGAUGCACUACAUGGAUUAGCCCAGGCUUCAGCUAUAUUUUACAAUGGGACAAGUCAUCCUUGUUUCGACAUCUGGAGUGAUUUUAUCGAGUGUGCAGAUCCCACAGGGUGUGGACUUGGAUUUGACAGUAUGGCUUGGGAUUUUCAGGCAUGUACUGAGGUUCACCUGCCAGCAGGGAGUAACAAUCUAACAGACAUGUUUCCUGUGCUUCCAUUCACUGAUGAGAUCAGAAACCAGUACUGUCAGAAGAAGUGGGGUGUGGCACCACGAGAUUUGUGGAGUCAGGCACAGUAUUGGGCCAAUAAUAUCAAGUCAGCCAGUAAUAUAGUUUUCUCCAAUGGUGAACUUGACCCUUGGCAUAGAGGAGGGGUCAUAAAGCCACCCAACCCCUCAGUAGGGGUGAUAAUGAUAGAGGGAGGGGCUCAUCACUUAGAUUUAAGGGGUAAAAACAAAGACGACCCAUCCUCAGUCAUUGCAGCACGAGACCAAGAAAAGGCCUUUAUAAAGAAGUGGAUAUCGGAAUACAGAGCUUCAACAUAAUUAUGCUUCAAAGACAUCAGUAUCUAUCAAUCUGUAGCGUGUGUGCAAUAUAAUUACUGUGAUUAUGAGUUAAAAUGGGCAAUUUUGUCAAUUACUUAGAUUUCUGGCAAUGAUCUUAAUUAAUUAUUAUUAAUUUUAACAAGACUUCAGAAUGAUUUAUUCUGUCUCAUAUUACAAUUGUAUGUUGAUAUUUACUUUUGAUGCCAUGCUGUGAUUUGAGAUGUCAUUAUAUAUGGAUUAUUUUCAUACAUUUUUAUUAAAUAUAUUAAACUUAAA
Molecule: messenger RNA, 1713 nt
Organism: Saccostrea echinata
Lineage: Eukaryota; Metazoa; Mollusca; Bivalvia; Ostreida; Ostreidae
Product: dipeptidyl peptidase 2-like
Exons: 12
Coding region: 1-1437 (478 amino acids)
Biological process (GO): proteolysis
Cellular component (GO): vesicle
Molecular function (GO): dipeptidyl-peptidase activity; serine-type exopeptidase activity
Source: RefSeq, a predicted model, not a curated record